Brettanomyces nanus is the source of this 921-nucleotide messenger RNA. It is a transcript of the gene SEC14, whose product is annotated as cytosolic factor, phosphatidylinositol/phosphatidylcholine transfer protein. The transcript has a single exon. The coding region runs from base 1 to 921 and encodes 306 amino acids. NCBI's taxonomy places the organism in Eukaryota, Fungi, Ascomycota, Pichiomycetes, Pichiales, Pichiaceae. The record is from RefSeq and is a predicted model, not a curated record.
AUGACGCUUACAAAGGAAGAAGAAACUCUUUGGAAUUCGAUUCCCCAAAAGGUGAAGCAGCCGGAACUCAAUCAGACCGGAUAUCCGGGAUACACAACGAAAUCUGAGGAGUCUGCAUUGGAACAGUUAAGGAUGAUUUUAGAGGCUGAAGGAUACACCGAGCGGUUAGAUGAUUCGACUCUGUUGAGAUUUUUGAGAGCCCGGAAGUUUGAUGUGAUGUUAUCCAAGAAGAUGUUUGUUGAGUGUGAGAAAUGGAGACGAGAGUUCGGUACGAACACUAUUUUGGACGAUUUCAAGUAUGUGGAGAAGCCCAAGGUGGCCAGGUUUUACCCACAGUAUUACCACAAGACGGACAAAGAUGGACGUCCAUGUUACUAUGAGGAGCUCGGUGCUGUGAACAUUCCAGAAAUGUACAAAAUCACCAACCAGGACCGAAUGUUAAAGAACCUUGUAUUUGAAUACGAGUCGUUUGCCAAGCACAGACUUACUGCAUGCUCUCGUCAGGCCCAUUUCUUGGUUGAGACUUCAUGUACUGUGUUGGAUUUAAAAGGAAUCUCUGUUUCGUCCAUCUACCAGGUUAUUGGCUACGUUAGAGCUGCCUCUAACGUCGGCCAGAACUUCUAUCCGGAGAGAAUGGGUAGGUUCUACCUAAUCAACGCUCCCUUUGGAUUCCCUACUGCCUUCCGUAUAUUCAAGCCCUUUUUGGAUCCUGUCACCAUCUCGAAAAUCUCUAUUUUGGGUUCUGACUACCAAGCUGAGUUGCUAAAGCAGAUUCCUGCAGAGAAUUUACCUUCCAAGUUUGGUGGCAAGAGUGAAGUUAGUGACUCCGACGGUGGCCUCUAUUUGAGUGACAUAGGUCCUUGGAGAGACCCUAAAUACAUUGGCCCUGAAGGACCUGCUCCUCAGCCUAUCAUCCAUUAG